AUGGCCCCAUCGCGCGCCGCCCCUACCGGCCCUGUCGCCCUACCCUCGCGACCCCGCGGCCCCACCCACACGGUGCCGGCCGCCACCCUUCGUGGCCCCGCUGCCACCCUUAGCGGCCUCGUCGCCGCCCCACCCGGCCCUGCCACCGUCCCUUCAGCGUCUCUGCCGCCCUUCACGGCCCCGCCGUCACCACCGAGCCGCCGUUGCCGCUGUGCCGCCGAGCCGCCGUUGCCGCUGUACCGCCGAGCCGCCGUUGCCGCUGUACCGCCGAGCCGCCGUUGCCGCCGAGCCGCCGAGCCACCGUUGCCGCCGAGCCGCCGUAGCCGCCGAGCCGCCAUUGCUGCCGUUGCCGCCGAGCCGCCCGAGCCGCUCUGUCCGCUCCGCCCGGUCAGUGCCGUCGCGGCCCUGUUCCUGCCAACGAGCCUCGGUCCUUCUCACCUGCCCGGUAAGAGCAGCGCCUCUACCACUGCACUGCCCUUAGAUACUGCUGUCAUGGCUACCCCUAGUGUCCUCACUUUUGACGCUGAGGGUCGGGCCAUUGACUUUGACGUCUGGGUAGAUGACCUGCAGCUUUACCUAAAGUGCGAUAGGGCAGACGGUCUCUCCCUCUUUGACCUCACUUCUGGUGCCUCUCCUGCCCCUGCUGCUGAUGCUGACGCCACUGUUCGCUCACAGUGGGCCACACACAAUGCUGCUGCACGUCUUGCUGUGCGUCGCCACUUGCCUACCUCUGAGCGUGCACACUUUAGCCAGUACAAGACUGCUAGGACCUUGUACGACGCUGUAGUUGCACGCUACUCUUCCCCUGCCACUGCUGCACUUAGCUGCCUCAUCCUGCCGUACCUCUUCCCUGACCUCGCCGCUUUUCCCACAGUCGCUGACCUCAUUAUGCACCUUCGCACUAGUGACAUUCGUUACCGCGCUGCCCUUCCCGCUUAG
Closterium sp. NIES-65 is the source of this 939-nucleotide messenger RNA. The record is from the annotation of a GenBank genome assembly. Lineage: Eukaryota; Viridiplantae; Streptophyta; Zygnematophyceae; Desmidiales; Closteriaceae.